UCUCACUGUCAACAACAUCCCAUUCUGAAGACACACUCAUCACAGCUGAGAGCAGGGAGUCAGUUUGAGAUCUAGAAACAUUUGAAUCUCCUUCAAAGGCACAAAAUCCAGAAGAGAAAAAUGAAGACAGGACAUUUUGAAAUGGUCACCAUGCUUCUGGCAGCCAUGAUUCUAAUGGACAUCUUCCAGGUGAAGGCUGAAAUGUUGGACAUGGCUGAUAAUACAUUUGAUGAUGAAUACCUGAAAUGUAUUGAUAGGAUGGAAACGAAAUAUGUUCCUCAACUGCUCACAGAGGAAAAAUCAACCCAUCAGCUCUUACAGACUGUGUGGGAAAAUGCAAAAGCCAAAUGGGAAGCCCAGAAAGCUCAGCUCUUUCUUCCUUUGAAUUUUAAGGAUAACCAUGGAAUAGCCCUGACAGCGUAUGUUUCUGAAUAUCAACAGCAAACUCCUUUUUACCAUCUCUUCAAUGAAGCUGUGAAGAUGGCCGGGAAAUCUCGAAAAGCUUAUAUCUAUGACUUCCAGUUCAAAGCUUUUCAUUUUUACCUGACAAGAGCCCUGCAGUUGCUGAGAAGACCUUGUGAGGAAAGUUACAAAAAUGUGGUGUAUAGAAUAAGCCAGGACACUUCAUUUACAUUUGGAGAGCUAAACCAAGCCAGGCUUAGCAAUUUCACAAUGGCAUACUCAGCCAAACCUCAAACAGUUGAUGAGCAACAAAUUGUGUUAACCAUCCACACAUGCUUUGGAAUUGCUGUUGAAAAGUUUUUUGAUAAAGAAAAUGAAAAAAUUACUUUAAUACCUCUGAGUGAGGUUUUCCAGGUUUCACGGGAAGGGGAUAGCAAUAAUCUUAUCCUUCAAAGCACAAACAAGACCUGCAGCCAUUAUGAGUGUGCGUUUCUAGGUGGACUGAAAACUGAAAAUUGCAUCGAGAACUUAGAAUAUUUUCAGCCCAUCUACAUCUACAACCCUACUCCUGUUCCAGGUCCUGUUCCAGGUCCCGAAACCAAUCCUUCUGCAUCCUCUGUCAAAAGGCUUCUUCCACCAUUUGGGACAUUCAUCAUUUUAAUCAGUGCUUCUGCUGUAAAUCUUUUUGUUGCUCCAUAGUUUGAUACAGUCUUUAUCUUUCUUAUUCUUUACUUGAAAUACACUACAGGGAUCCUAUAGGAGAUCAAAAGGAAUGAUGUAUUUUUCACUUGUUGGCCAAAGCCACUUUAUAAAAUGAGAACUGUAUAUUUGUUAUUUGUUUUGCAAUUCAGAAAGUUGGUCCAGAUAUAAUGUCACAGAAUUAACUUUUCUUUUAUUUCUAUAUUAAUCUUAUUUUUAAAAAACAAAACUGUACUUCUGAUUGGAUUCAAUAAAAGACUUUAAUAUUA
Messenger RNA from Marmota flaviventris (yellow-bellied marmot), 1370 nucleotides. The record is from RefSeq and is a predicted model, not a curated record. NCBI's taxonomy places the organism in Eukaryota, Metazoa, Chordata, Mammalia, Rodentia, Sciuridae.